AGUAGGUAUGCUGCCUGACGGCCAGUGGCACCAGGUCUCUGUAGGUGUGUCCUCCAGCUGGCUGGCCCUCUAUGUGGACUGUGAGCUGGUGGAGAGGGUGAACUGGACCUACCCUGGACAGGACAUUACCACUGAUGGUCUGCUGAUGCUGGGGGGCAUCAUAGAGGGCUUUGAGACUCCAUUUGAGGGUGCUCUGAGACAGAUGACCUUUGUAAUGGGUGACCCCGACGCAGCCAGACACCAAUGUAACCUCCACCUCCCUAUGUGUGAUGGAACGGCCCCCAAAGCUCCACGCUCCUCAAGAACACCCCACACACACCAGGAUGCCGAGUUGUCCUCUGGUGACCUGCUCGAUGACUUGACAAACAGUACAGGGAGUUCCAGAGAGAGUUCCACAGAUAAAGGGGAUGCUGUCAUGGAUCCCUCCCUCCCAGAAGGCAAGUCUCCUAUCUCCCAGCAUGCAGCCACCCUACAACAACAAGGGAAUGGGUUUGUGGGAGUUGAUGAGGCAGACCCCUCUAUCUUCACCCUACAUCACACGGAUACAGGUACCCGUGGCAGCAAUUCCCCCUAUACAGUAACUGCCUUGGAUGAGAACAUCACCACAGAUGCAGAAGACAAACCACAACAUGACAUCAUCGACCUGGACUCCACCGGCCCCUCCCCCAGUUUCCAAAGGAAAGGCUCUGACCAGAAGAGCCCAUCCCAAUCUGGUCACCCUGACCCAAGUGUGCUCUUGGAGGAGAACCUGUUGCCUCCUGCGGGGUCAGCAGUGGAGCAGGGAAGGAUUAGUAGUGGCUCUCUCACACAGAAGGGCCAGGGGAACAGUGAGGGGGUCGGACAGGCUGGUUCUGAUCACACAGGCUUACUGACAGUGGCACCCAGUGAGGGUGAUGUCAUAGUCGGAUCUGACAACAAGAUUUACAGGCUCCUGAGUGGCCCUCCAGGGCCAGUUGGCCCUCCAGGAGAACAAGGAUGUGCUGGCAAAGAAGGCUAUAUUGGGUUCAAGGGAGACAUGGGAUCUCAGGGUGUCAGAGGGCAGGAGGGCAGGAGAGGUGAGACAGGCCUCCCAGGUCCUCCAGGCCUACCCACCCUCUACCUGUGGAGGAACUCCCAGGAGGAUUGGACUGACUUCAGGCGAUCAUCCUUCUUCCAUUUGCUGCGUGCAGGCUGGCCUACAGAACAGGGACCUACUGGACCGAUAGGGGAAAUGGGCAAACCUGGCCUACCAGGCAUUCCUGGAGAUCCUGGACACAGACGAAUGCCAGGACACAGGGGAGACAUGGGUUACCCUGGGCCGAAGGGUGUGUCAGGUCGAGGAGGGACCUGGGGCAGAGAUGGUCAGCAUGGCCUGGAUGGACAGCCAGGGCCACCGGGAUUGCCUGGGCUUCAGGGUCCUACAGGCUAUAAGGGAGAGAAUGCUCCUCCAGGGGAGAGAGGAGAUGAGGGUUUCACUGGCAAGACAGGUCCAUGUGGAGACAGAGGGAAGACUGGAGAGAAGGGUUCUAAAGGAGAGCCAGGGGAACCAGGUUCUGUUGGCCCACUUGGGCCGGUUGGUAAAAGAGGAGUCCAAGGGUUUUCAGGGUCACUUGGGCCUCAGGGUGAUUCUGGGUAUGAUGGCGCCCAAGGUCCAUUUGGGCCAAUGGGGGCUCCAGGUGUUACUGGUAUGAUUGGAUCACAGGGGGUGAACGGCUCAAGGGGAGAAGCAGGGCCAGAUGGACCAGUUGGCCGUAAAGGGCCUCCAGGUCCCAUAGGAUUGUCAGGACAGAGAGGCUCUCCUGCACUUCGAGGAAUCCAAGGACAUCCAGGGAUGUAUGGUCUUCCAGGUCAAAAAGGUGACAUGGGUGAAGUCGGGCCAAUGGGCAUGAAGGGUUUACCAGGCCUUGAAGGGCCCGUGGGGACUGCUGGAAUUCCAGGUCUGAAGGGGGCUCCAGGUGGCACAGGCUUCAGAGGACUAGAUGGAGACAAAGGAGAUGCUGGACCCAAAGGAGACAGGGGUUCUGUUGGUGCAUCAGGGAUCCUAGGCCGUCAGGGUGAGAGGGGUCAGAGUGGCCUCUCAGGCCUUCCUGGUGUCAGAGGUCAAGCUGGCCCCCAAGGCAUUCCGGGUGAAGAAGGAGAGGUCGGCCUCCAGGGAGUGGUUGGAAAGGAGGGGUCAAAGGGCCACAGGGGAACUCCAGGCCAUAAUGGGAAAUCAGGACCUAAAGGACCCAGGGGUCGUACUGGACAGCCUGGUCUUUUUGGUAUACCUGGAAUCCUGGGUUUUAGAGGCCUCAUUGGAACUGAGGGUGCAGAAGGAAAGCCUGGUACACAGGGUGAGCUUGGUUCUGCUGGUAUUCCUGGAACUAAAGGACACAGAGGAUUUUCAGGUCUGGGGGGAGCACCAGGACGAGCAGGUCCCCCAGGUGCUCAGGGUCCUCCAGGAAAGUCUGGACAAGACGUCAGUCCUGGGCCACCUGGUGAUAGGGGCUUCACAGGGAAAGAUGGCGUGGAGGGUCGCCAGGGGCCAGUGGGCAUGUAUGGCUACCCAGGAGCAGUGGGUUUAACUGGGAGACCUGGUCAUUUUGGAGAGAGGGGGGAACCUGGUGUGAGAGGUCCCGCUGGUAUCCCUGGGAAGAGUGGACCACCAGGGUUAAAGGGAUCUCAUGGAGAGAGAGGGCCGGCUGGACCUCAGGGUCGUCAAGGAGACAAUGGACUCAAUGGCAUACAGGGGUCACCAGGUCCUCCAGGCCUACCAGGGCCAGAGGGCAAGACAGGAAAGCCAGGCCCCCCAGGAAGCCAGGGGCCGCUGGGGCCUCAGGUGCUAGCCGGACCCACCGGGUUUCCAGGCACUCCUGGGAUAGAUGGAGUAAUGGGGCAGGUUGGAGAAAAUGGAGUGCAGGGAGCAGCAGGGCCUGUUGGGGACAGUGGGCCAUCUGGACUGGAUGGACAGCAGGGUCCCCCAGGAACAGUUGGUGAGGAGGGGCCAUCUGGCAGGAAGGGGGAACCGGGAGCUCCAGGUCCCUUUGGAAAGGCAGGGCCGAAUGGACUACAGGGAGAGCCAGGGCCACAGGGCUCCCAGGGGAUGCAGGGUGAGCCUGGGCCAAGGGGCAAAGAGGGAGAGAUGGGAGGUUUCGGCAACAGAGGAUAUCCUGGUCCUAAAGGACAAAAGGGGGACAUAGGACCUCGUGGAUUUUCUUGGUUGGAGGGGCCCUCAGGAGCUCUUGGGGACAAUGGGAAAAGAGGAGUGAAGGGAGAGAAGGGCUACGUAGGACUACGAGGCCAGGUGGGGUUGAUGGGGGAAGCUGGACCAUCGGGCUUGUCUGGACUGGAAGGUGUUCCAGGACCUUUUGGAUUAGCUGGGGCUGAUGGACCACAAGGGCAGAAGGGGGACAAAGGCCCUUAUGGUAUGGCUGGGAACCCUGGAAACUCAGGCCUUAAGGGGAUGUCAGGCAUCAGUGGAGUGAAUGGUGACAUGGGGAAACAUGGACCAAAGGGAGUGCGGGGAGGCAUGGGGAGACAGGGAGAGAUUGGUCCAAAGGGUUUCCCCGGACUUAAGGGGCCCAAAGACGAGCCUGGAGAUAAAGGAGAACCAGGAGAGCAGGGGCCAGAGGGUCUUCCAGGCGACAGGGGGCCCCAAGCGUCUCCUGGAUUGAAGGGUUUGCCUGGUGAGGUGGGGCCUCAGGGAACUGUUGGCCCACCAGGACCUUUGGGACCAAAAGGUCAAACAGGCCCUGAGGGGAGACUAGGCCAGAAAGGUCAAAAGGGGUAUGAUGGUCGAAAUGGGUAUCCAGGAAAGACCGGACACAUUGGAAGGAGGGGGAAUAGAGGAAAAACUGGAAGCAAAGGCUUAGGUGGAGAGAGAGGAGAAAAGGGAAAGAGGGGAUAUUUUGGUUCAACCGGGCCUCCAGGAAGACAAGGGCCUUACGGGACACCUGGCUUACACGGAGAGAAGGGUCUAAUGGGUGGCCCAGGUAUAGAGGGAGAGAAGGGGAAGAUGGGAUUAACAGGUCCUCCUGGAGGUCAGGGGUUGAAGGGGACACAAGGCCCUUUGGGUCAGACAGGGAGGGCUGGUCUAAAAGGAGAACAAGGAGACAUUGGUCCUCAUGGGGAAUGGGGGACCCCAGGUCUACCUGGACUGCCUGGUUUGUUUGGAGAAAAGGGUCUAAAAGGAUUUGCUGGAACAGCAGGUCCUGUUGGAGUGAGAGGCCUGCCUGGCCUCCCUGGACCUCCUGGCCCCCCUGGAACGUCUCUGAAUCUCUCUCUGGCACAACUCAAGGACCUCAUGUACCUGUCAGACAAGCCCAACUACCUCCUGAUCCAGACUCUGCUGGAUUUAUUGCACCAAGAACUGCACUUGCUCAUAGAUCCACCAGAUGGCACUAAAGAACACCCGGCUACCACCUGCUUGGAGCUCUGGCUCUCCCAGCCCAACUUCACUAAUGGGAUGUAUUACAUUGAUCCUAACCAGGGCAGCCCAGCUGAUGCCUUUCUGGUCUACUGUGACUUCACUGCAGCACCAAAGACCUGUCUGUCUCCGCUCCAGCCUCAGGUGCCAGUAAAAGCAUGGCUGAAGGAUUCUGGGACAAAUAACUCAUUUCAUUGGUUGAGUUCAAAGGAAAAAGGCUUUCAGUUUGAGUAUCUAGGACCCAACGUGGUGCAGAUGAGAUUCCUGAGGUUGAACAGCAGGCUCACCAGUCAGAACAUCACCUACUCCUGCCAGCCUGGGAACAUACAGGGACCAGGCGAAAGAGAGGUGAAGUUCCUGGCAGACACACAAAGACAGAGUUACCUGGGGACAUUACAAGAUUGCGUGCCCUCUGAGGAGCUGCAUUCCGGAGGCCGUCGUGAGGCGGUGUUCCAGUUUGAGAGUGAGGACUUGGAUCUGCUUCCCCUGAGAGAUCUGGCAGUGUUCGGCAGCAGUGACCUCACACAGGAGUUUGGAUUCACUGUUGGGCCUGUGUGCUUCAGCUAAAGGAAGAGAGACACUCUCUAAGGACUGAUAAGAGCAGAGACAACAAUGAGACAACCACCAGCCAGUGGGGAAAUGACCCAGAGAAAUGGGAGAGAAACAGAUACAGAGAAAGACAUCAGCAUCUCUCCUCUUCUCAUGACAUUCUUGUUUAUUGCUAAGACAAAGUAGACGUACCAACCAACAGGAAAAAGUGUCUCUUUUCUCUAUCCAAAGAUUGACCAGUUACAAAUAUGAACUGGUUAGUCUCUCCAUUUUCAGAGGCCAGUGAUAUUCUUGAGAGAAAUGAUCUUUGUAUUUUUGUUUACACUGAUUUCACUGGUGAUAUUGAAACAUGCUUAUUUAUGUAAUUGGUUUAAAUAACCGAGGUUUCUUUAAAUGCUAAAAGUUGCUAUAAUUAUUUUUUCACGUUUCCCAUACUUAAUUCAGGUAUGUUCUUGAUGAAGAGCACUGUGGUUUACACAUUAACCUUCACUGCUGCAAUUUAACAAUGUGUCCCAAAUUGGAGACAUAGCUAAAUCUCUAUUUUAUUAGCUCCGUGCUCACUCUACGUCAUUAUAUACACACUAUACCCUUACAUCUGCAGUUAGAAACUAAGAAACAUUCCAAUAUUGAUCCCUUGGUUUUGACUAUUAUUAGGAACUAUGACAAUGAAUUCUGUCUGGUGAUAAUAUUGUAUGCAUUAUUGCAUCACCUGAUAGAUGCAGUAACCUAAUCACCAUUUGUGAAAUUGUGAUGUUUUGAUUUCUGUUGAUACAGAGGAACAAUGCAGUACUGUAAAAAAAAAAAAUGUGUUUUUACGUUUUUCUUCAGUUUCAUCUUUGUUUCAAGAUAUGUAUUUAAUUGUGUGAUUUACUUAAUUUAUAUGCUGGCCAUUUUCUUUGUUGUUUUUCUUUUUAAGUUUGAAUAAAUAGCAAUCAUUCAUAUUCUCA
Messenger RNA from Oncorhynchus nerka (sockeye salmon), 5880 nucleotides. Its product is annotated as collagen alpha-1(I) chain. Gene Ontology annotation, biological process: extracellular matrix organization. The coding region runs from base 8 to 4951 and encodes 1647 amino acids. Gene Ontology annotation, molecular function: extracellular matrix structural constituent conferring tensile strength. The transcript has 65 exons. NCBI's taxonomy places the organism in Eukaryota, Metazoa, Chordata, Actinopteri, Salmoniformes, Salmonidae. The record is from RefSeq and is a predicted model, not a curated record.